This is a messenger RNA of Tilletiopsis washingtonensis, 2359 nucleotides long. RefSeq lists its product as hypothetical. Lineage: Eukaryota; Fungi; Basidiomycota; Exobasidiomycetes; Entylomatales. The record is from RefSeq and is a predicted model, not a curated record. Gene Ontology annotation, biological process: negative regulation of glucose mediated signaling pathway; cGMP catabolic process; cAMP catabolic process. Bases 157 to 2313 code for a protein of 718 amino acids. The transcript has 4 exons. Gene Ontology annotation, molecular function: 3',5'-cyclic-GMP phosphodiesterase activity; 3',5'-cyclic-AMP phosphodiesterase activity.
CCCUCCUCUUCCCACUUCGGCAGCUCGUGCUUGGCGCUCCACGGCGGCGCCCACGUGUCUUCUUCGCCUUGCUUCUGCGCCUCGUGCCUCUUCUUUCUGCUCCUCAUCCCUCGCGCCGCCGCAUCCUCAGCGCAUCACCCUCUCGCCCUCGCCCCCAUGUCGCGCGCUCCGCCGCCGCCCGGCGUGCGGCCUCCUCGCCUGGCGCCCGUGUCGCCCAAGACGCCGCUGCGUGCCUCGGCGGCUGCCUCUGCGUCCGCCGCUGCAUCGUCCUCCUCCUCCUCCUUCUCUCCCGCCGCGCCGCCUACACCCGCCGCGGCCUCGCCCGCGCCUGCGCCCGUGCCCGUGCCCGGCUCAGGCUAUCGCUCCGAACGGCGCCCCUCCACCGCGCCUUCGGAGCCGCAGGCUCGCGAGUCGCUCGGCUCGGGCUCGGGUGCGGGUGCAGACUCGAUGCAUCUGAGCCUGGUGCCCCAAGGCAAGGCUGCCGGAUUCACGUGGAUCUGCCUAGGUGUGGGCGGCGGACCGCUGGAGGGCGACUGCAGCUGCUACAUUGUCAAGCCGCACGAACAGGAGUGGGAGGAGGGAUAUGCCGUUGUAGAGGGCGGUUCCUGGCUCGGAGCGCUCACGCGCGUGCUGGAGGAUUCCUCCUCCUCCUCGGCCUUUGCCAGCACGGCCUUCCCGCAUGCCUCCGCGGCGUUGCGAGCGGGCUACAUCGGCUCCUUCGCCUCCUGUUUCCUCAUCACGCAUGCGCAUCUCGACCACAUCCUCGGCCUCGUGCUCGGCAGCGCCAGCCUGCCCGGCAAACGUGCCGUGUGGGGCCUGCGCGCCACGCUGGAGAAUCUGCUCGAGGUGUUCAAUGGCAAGAUCUGGCCGAAGCUGGCGAGCUUCAAGGAGGAUGAGCCGCAUACGGUAUAUCACUUGCGCAGUCUGGAGAGUCAAAGCAUCACGCCGCUCUCGCCCGGCCUCUCUGUCCUGCCGUUCGCACUGUCCCACGGCCUCAACCCCGCACAGCCUCCCGCGCCGCCGACGCCCACGCAGCACAUGGCGCCCCGCCCGCCUUCCUACUUCAACAAGCGCUUCUCUCUGCCUCUCUCUGCGCCGCACUUCUCGGGCUGGGGUCCCAUGCAUUCUGCGCUCCCACCUGCGACGGCAGGAGGCGAGCGACCGACGUUUACGUCGCCGUUCGCCCCCGAACGCGAGGCGCUGUCGAACGCCACAUUCACGGGCGCGACGCUGCGCGACCAUGUGUCGGAGGAGAGCUGGAGCGAGAGUGGGAGUGCGGUGCCCGACUCUGCGGGUCCGCUGAGCGCCAGCAACAGCGCUGGCGCCAGUGCCGCAGCCGGACCUUCUUCCGACUCGCGGCCCGGCUCCGGCAAGUCGACUCCCGCGCCGCUCGAGUCGCCCACCGAGCACGGCGGUGCACUCGCGCCAUUGCCAGGACAAAGCACCCUGCCUCUGCGGCGCGUCGGCAAUGGCCCGCCACGCGCGCGGCGACCUCGCACCGCGCAAGGCGCCGAACGUCACAUGGAGGCCAAGGCCGCGCACUCGGACGCACUGCAGAGCGAGACGCCCGCUUCUUCGCGUGCGCCGCCUCCGAGACGCGUGAGCAUUGAUCGGUCUCCUCCCGCGCUCGACUCGACGGCAUUCUUCAUCAGCAACCGCGCCACGGGCUCCGACGUGCUCUUCUUUGGCGAUGUCGAGCCGGACAGCAUCUCGCAGUCGCCGCGCAACAAGCGCGUCUGGCAACAUGCAGCCUCGCGCUUCGUCGUCGAUCAGCUGCACGCCGUCUUUCUGGAGUGCAGCUUCCCCGCCUCGCAUCCGACGGCGUUCCUGUAUGGCCAUCUCAACGUCAGUCAUCUCUUCGACGAACUGCGAUCGCUGGCGCGCUGCGUCGUGGCCGAACGCAGAAGGAGAGACACGCUGAAGCGCAGCGGUGCAUUCGAUGCGACAAGCUCCGCUGCCGCACCGCCUCUCUCCGCCGAAUCCUCGCCAUCACGCAGCGGCAUGCAGCGCACCCGUGUGCCACCUCCGCUGCCCAUGGCGCCCGCCGCGCCAGCCUUCAUCGCCGAAGCCGAGCUGCGCGGCUCGCUCCAAGGCCUGACAUUCAUCAUCAUCCACGUCAAGACGGCCCUGUUCCCCUCGUUCCAGGCGGCCGAGAGCGUCGACGAGAGCGCCGGCGCGGCGCCAAGGCCGCGCAUCAUCGAUCCCAGAACGAUGAGGGAGCGCAUCUUGGAGGAGCUGAGGGAGAUGGAGGAGGAGAUGCAGCUGGGCGCGCGGUUCGAAAUGGCCCAGUCGGGCAUGCGCAUCGAAUGCUGAGCAUCUCUCUUCCUCCUUCUGCUGGACCUGUCGCUUCUGUUUCUUC